AUGCCGUUGUCUCUUGACACCAACGGAAGAUCCAGUUUCGCCGAUUACGUAUCGAUCUGCAACCAGGAUUUUCCGGAGGAGGAUUCUGAUUCUGAUUCUUGCGUAUCUUCGCACUCUUCUCUUGGCAGUGAUUCGUCGGAAGAUUGUUCUGACAGGGAAGAUUCCGGUGAAGUUGAGAAGAAAAGCGGUUUGGAUAGUAUGAAUGAUUUGGAGCAAGAUUUACCGGUCAAGAAAGGCAUAUCCAACUUUUAUAUUGGCAAAUCAAAAUCAUUCACAAACUUAGCAGAAGCAGCAGGUGCAACAUGUGUUCAGGAGAUAGUAAAAGCAGAAGACCCUUAUGCUAAAAAACGAAAGGAUUCACUUGCAAGAAACAUAUUAAUCGGAAGGAGCCGCAGUUAUGCAAAUGUUGGUGGAAUAUCAAACUCAAAGCGAACUUCUAACUUAGGCCGACGAACAUCUUGUCUCAAUCUGAGCAGCAAUGCUGACAGUAGUGAUGAAGUGAAGAGUUCGACUUCUAGGUCAACAUCUCCUCCUUGUCCACUUCCUCCUCGUCAUCCACUAGCAAAUGCUUCACGUCUUCGUCCUAGUCCUCCCACACGGGAUCUCCCUUUGCGCUCAUAUUCAUGGUCUGAUCUCAACUCUGUUGCCGAGGGUCAUGAUUUGGCUGGUUUGGCUAUUUGUAGUGGAAACAAAGACAAUAAAGUACACUGA
Vicia faba (fava bean) is the source of this 711-nucleotide messenger RNA. Lineage: Eukaryota; Viridiplantae; Streptophyta; Magnoliopsida; Fabales; Fabaceae. The record is from the annotation of a GenBank genome assembly.